GUGAUUAUAAAGAAUACGCCAUUAAAAUUAUGAAUCUUGCCGAUAAUUUUUCCGAUAAAGAAAUAUUAAGAGUAUUUAAAGAGACAAAACAUAUGUCAAAAGUUCAAUCAAAAUAUUGUGUUGAAUAUUACGACUCAUGGCUUGAAAGAGACUGUUAUUACAUACAAAUGGAGUUAUAUGCCGAUAGUCUCAAGAAUUUUCUUGAACACAAACCCCAAGAACUCGAUAGAGAUAAAUGGCAUCCUAUGAAUAGUUACGAGUAUUUCAUUUCGUGCGAAAUAUUCCGCGAAAUUCUUGAAUGUGUUCAGUAUUUGCAUGAAAUGCAGCCACCGAUCAUUCACCGGGAUCUCAGUCCGGCGAAUAUAUUGAUUAGCGAGAGUGCAAAGAGCGGCAGGUUUAUUAAAUUAGGCGACUUCGGACUGGCUACAAUUCACGACCCGCAACGUAUAAAUGAUACGAAAAGUAAGUACACUGGAGGCGUGGGCACCUAUGGCUUCAUGGCACCGGAAGUUUUUGACUGCAAGCCGUACAGUCAUAAAUGCGAUAUUUAUAGCCUGGCUAUAAUAGGCACAAAAUUGUUUGAAUUUGAUUUGGUCACAUUCGACAAGGACAACCCGCAACCGUACUCCUCGCACAAUGCAAACUUAAAUGAUCCGGAAAUCAAUUUAGAAGGAUUGAAUGCCAAGGAGAAGGAGCGGGCAUUAAAUGAAGCACAGAGUCUACUGAAAGUACGUUCCCCUUAUGUGGUCGAGUAUUACCAUUCGUGGGAAACCAAGGACCAGGUAUGCAUACAAAUGGAGCUCUGUUCGCAUAACUUGCGCGAUGUUAUCGACGAUAAGCCGCACCUAUUUGACAGGAAUGAUGAACAGGCUCUCAAUGAGUUUGAGUAUUUUGUAUCAUGCAAGAUUUUUGAGCAAAUCCUAGAAUCCGUGCAAUACAUACACAAAUUAGAUCCCAUAAUAAUUCACCGUGAUCUGAAACCUGAGAAUAUCCUGGUAAUUUCCGGACAGGCAGGGAACGGUAAGUUUUUGAAGUUAUGCGAUUUCGGUUUGGCUAAGUUUCACGACCGACACGUCCACUACAUGACCGCUAAUAAACAUACGGCAGAUGUCGGCGAUAUUAGGUAUAUGGCCCCGGAAGUGAUUCAGGGCAAAAAGUACGGUCACAAAUGCGAUAUAUAUACGACGUUAAAGAAUUGA
Oppiella nova is the source of this 1199-nucleotide messenger RNA. The record is from the annotation of a GenBank genome assembly. NCBI's taxonomy places the organism in Eukaryota, Metazoa, Arthropoda, Arachnida, Sarcoptiformes, Oppiidae.